Messenger RNA from Salvelinus namaycush (lake trout), 1848 nucleotides. RefSeq names its product perforin-1-like. Bases 26 to 1033 code for a protein of 335 amino acids. The record is from RefSeq and is a predicted model, not a curated record. NCBI's taxonomy places the organism in Eukaryota, Metazoa, Chordata, Actinopteri, Salmoniformes, Salmonidae. The transcript has 6 exons.
UCUCCUCCCUCCCUCUAGUUCAGUCAUGACCUUCCCAGCCCCUCCCCUCUUCUCCCUUCCUCUCCUCCUUCUCCUUUUUCACCUGGACUCCGCCCUCACCUGUCGUACUGCCAGCCAAUCCCAGUGUGACUCCGCCCCCUUCGUCCCCGGUCACAACCUGGCAGGGGAGGGGUUUGACGUGGUGACCCUGAAACGUAAAGGGGCCUACCUGAUCGACCUGAAGACCUACCUGUCCCCCAAUAAAACCUGUACACUGUGUAGUAACCCCCUACAGGGGAACGAGCUGCAGAAAAUACCCCUGUCUGUUGUAGACUGGAGGCCCUACAGCCACUGUACUGAGGAUAUCUCCAGCCACUCUCAUGCCUCUGUCAGUAACUUGGCAGAGGCUACUGCCAACGAGAACUCUAAAGACUGGAAGGUGGAUCUGGAUCUGGGUCUGGAGAAUGGGGUAUCUGUUGGCAUAGAGAUGGGAGGGUCGCAGUCAGAUAUAACCAGAUUUGCCAAGAAGAAGACCAGAGACAACCGCUACUCCUUCUUUUCGCAGAUUCUCCGCUGCCGCCACUACAGUUAUCGCACGCCAAACACUCCAACUCUCAGCGAUGAGUUCCGUAAGGACAUUGAUCGUCUGGACUCAUACUCUGAGACCUCUAAGGCCCAGUACCGCCGGCUCAUAGACACCUAUGGGACUCACUACAUCCGCCAGGUUGACCUGGGAGGCCGGCUGACGAUGACCACAGCAAUACGCACCUGUCAGGCUUCACACAGUGGCCUCUCUACAAACCAGGUGGAAUCCUGCUUGUCCACAGGUCUUGAUGUGGGCCUGGGGAGAAGUAAAGUUUCCCCUAGCGUCCAAAGUUGCUCCAAAGUUCUGGACAACCGUGACUCGAAGACCUCCGACAGCUCUAGCUUCCUCAGCCACCACACCAAGGUGGUGGGAGGCUCCGGUUGGCUGGGGGAGCUGUCACUCAACCGUAAUGACUCAGUGGGGUUCCGUAGUUGGAUGAGCACCCUGACGCCAUCUCCUAUUCUCUGAGGCCUCUGCACGUGCUCAUACGUGACAAGAGGGUCCGGGAGAGAGUGAAGGAGGCUGUCCUAGAUUACCUGAAGGAGAAUGCCCUCCCGAAGAGCACCGGAGAACUGUCCUGUGGGAGCCGUGACCCAAACUGCUGCCUCAAAGAGUCCUCGAAGGGAACACUGGAAGUGACGGUGGACAAAGCCUGGGGUCUGGCAGGAGACUGGUUUUCUGGAGUCACUCAUUCGUAUGCUGUGGUCCAAUACGGCACAUCUCCGCCCAAACAAACCCCUGUGAUCAAAUCUUACAAUCCUGUGUGGAACACUGCCUUUAACAUGGGGCGCGUGGACACAAACCUGGCGCUAAAGGUGGAGGCCUGGGAUCAAGACAUGAUCAGCGAUGACCUACUGGGUGGCUGUACCAUCGUCCUCCAGCAGGGGACACACAGAGAGGAGUGUGGGGCCAGCUGGGGAGGCAUCCAAUUCACCUACAGUCUCACCUGUGACCCACACCUGACCGGGGACCAGUGUGAAACCUACAAGCCUUCCACCUCUGGGUAGUGACACCUGGAUAGGGCAUUGAGCUCAUUGGCUCCUUGGUUUGACAUAGACUCCUGUAGUAUGGAAUAGUCUCGGUACUGUCUCUACUCGUUAGGCUACAGUAAGAGUCUGCAUCUCUUCUCUAGCUUUUCCAGCCACAGUUCAGCUCUAUGGUCAUUCAUUUACAUCUCUUCAUGUCUUCAUCUGUCAUGUAUAAUCAGGUGGUAUAUAGGAUUCAACUGACUCUGUCAUUCAACUAAAUAGGGACUAUACUGUUGAUUUGAUAUUCUGUAUAUC